Messenger RNA from Ipomoea nil (Japanese morning glory), 1904 nucleotides. RefSeq names its product omega-3 fatty acid desaturase, chloroplastic-like. Gene Ontology annotation, molecular function: oxidoreductase activity, acting on paired donors, with oxidation of a pair of donors resulting in the reduction of molecular oxygen to two molecules of water. The coding region runs from base 301 to 1653 and encodes 450 amino acids. Gene Ontology annotation, biological process: lipid metabolic process. Lineage: Eukaryota; Viridiplantae; Streptophyta; Magnoliopsida; Solanales; Convolvulaceae. The record is from RefSeq and is a predicted model, not a curated record. The transcript has 8 exons.
CAUAAAAAUUGGAUCUUUCAAAUCCUCGCACACGAAAUUCACGUUCCCAUUAUAUUCUAAGCUGCGAAGGAGAGGAAGAGGGCGGGGAAUGUUUCCUGUCGUCUCCUUUAUAUAUAAACAGAAGCAGUAGGUGAGAGAAAGCAGAGUAGCAGAAAAUCUUGGAUCAUCCCUCUCUCUCUCUCUCUCUCUCUCAAUUCAAGAAUCUUUGAUUUGUUUUUGGACUGAUAAGCUCUGGUUCUAGAGAACCCAGAGCUAAAAGCCUAAAAAGUCUUGAUUUUUGUCUUGGGAGGGAGCACUGUAAUGGCGAGUUGGGUGUUAUCAGAAUGUGGUGUUAGGCCACUCCCACGGGUCUUUCCAAAACCUAGGGCUGUUUCAGCUUCUACCCAUUCUCUCAGCUUACCAAAGCUGAAAGCUUUGGGAACAGAUCUUGGUGGCUCUUCGUUUUCAUUGCUGGGGAUUAAAGAGAGGAACUGGGCAUUGAGGGUGAGCGCACCAGUGAGGGCUCCAUUGCUGAGUGAAGAAGAGAGGGAGGGAAUGAGUAUUGGGAAAGAUGAAGAAGAAGAAGUUGAAGUUGAAGGGUUUGAUCCUGGGGCACCCCCACCCUUCAAGCUGUCUGACAUUAAAGCAGCAAUUCCUAAACAUUGCUGGGUUAAGGACCCAUGGAAGUCCAUGAGCUAUGUGGUUAGGGAUGUUGUGGCUGUGUUUGGAUUAGCAGCUGUGGCUGCUUAUUUCAACAAUUGGAUUGUUUGGCCUCUUUACUGGUUUGCUCAAGGAACCAUGUUUUGGGCUCUUUUUGUUCUUGGCCAUGACUGUGGCCAUGGAAGCUUUUCAAGUAACCCUAAGCUGAACAGUGUGGUUGGGCAUCUCCUUCAUUCUUCAAUUCUUGUCCCUUACCAUGGAUGGAGGAUUAGUCACAGGACUCAUCAUCAGAACCAUGGCCAUGUUGAGAACGACGAAUCUUGGCACCCAAUAACCGAGAAUCUUUUCAACACUCUGGAUGAUGUAACAAAAAAAUUAAGGUUCACGUUACCAUUCCCCUUACUCGCAUACCCUAUCUAUUUGUGGGGUAGAACGCCUGGGAAAAAAGGCUCUCAUUAUCAUCCAAACAGCGAUUUGUUUACUCCAUAUGAGAGGAAAGAUGUGAUUACCUCGACGUUGUGUUGGACAGCAAUGGUUGCGGUCCUUGUUGGAUUGUCGUUUGUGAUGGGACCUGUCCAAUUGCUCAAACUCUAUGGAGUUCCUUAUAUGGGUUUUGUAAUGUGGCUGGAUUUAGUUACCUAUUUACAUCACCACGGCCACGAAGAAAAACUUCCCUGGUACCGUGGACAGGAAUGGAGUUAUCUUCGGGGUGGGCUUACUACUCUUGAUCGGGACUAUGGAUGGAUUAACAACAUCCAUCACGACAUCGGGACUCAUGUGAUACAUCACCUCUUCCCUCAAAUACCCCAUUAUCAUUUAACAGAAGCUACUGAAGCAGCGAAGCCUGUGCUUGGAAAGUAUUACAGGGAGCCAAAGAAAUCGAGCCCUCUCCCGUUUCAUCUGCUGGGAGACCUCAUAAGAAGCAUGAAGACCGACCACUAUGUAAGUGAUACUGGGGACGUCGUAUAUUAUCAAUCUGAUCCUGAGCUGUCUGGAUCUCUGAAGAAAAAUUGAACUUUCUGUCAAAGAUGGGGUCGCGGGUAAAUUUUUAAUUUUUUUUUUUUAGUUAAUUUUUACCGCUAUUGAGGGAAAUACCUCAGCUAGAUUAAAUUCAUUUUUCCCAUCCAGAAUGUGAAGGGAUAUAGGUUCAGUAUUGAUAAACAAUAUAUAGUGAUUGCUAAAUUUAGCUGUUAUUUUUGUUGUUUUAUAAGUAUUUGGUGAUCUGGUGAUUCUUGAAUGAUACUAUGAAAACUCUGCCACUAUUU